AUGGUAGCCGCUGAAGAGAGCAAAGUUGAAAAAAUCACUGAAAAGUUGGAAGAAACUCACUUGGACGACAGCAAUGCCGAAGCCAAUAAUGCUGCCGAAGAAGGUGCUGAAGACAACAAUGGCGGUGAAGCUACUGCCGCUGCUAAAAAGAAGAAGAAGAACAAGAAGAAGAAGAAGAAUGGCCCCAAAACUCAAACUGAGCCUCCUACUGUUCCUGUAUCAAAGAUAUACACUACCAAAGUGUAUCCUCUCGGUGAAUGUCAUGAUUAUAUCAACGAAAACACUUGGAGAACUACCAGCGAAGAGAAGCGUGCCGAGGAAAGACCCAAGGAAGACGAUUACAACGAUGUGCGUCGUGCUGCUGAAGUGCAUCGUCAAGUGCGUGCUUAUGCUAGAAAGAUCAUCAAGCCUGGUAUGACCAUGACUGAAAUUGCUGAAUUGAUUGAAAAUGGUACUCGUGCUCUUGUUGAAGAAAACGGCAUGGAAUCUGGUAUCGGUUUCCCCACUGGCCUUUCCAUUAACCAUUGUGCUGCUCACUACACGCCUAAUGCUGGCGAUAAGGUGGUCUUGCAAUACGAUGAUGUCUUGAAGGUCGAUUUUGGUGUUCAUGUCAAUGGUAGAAUUGUCGAUUCCGCAUUCACAUUGAACUUCAAUCCCAAGUUUGAUAAGCUUGUUGAAGCUGCUCGUGAGGCUACUUAUGCUGGUAUCAAGGAGGCUGGUAUUGAUGUCAGACUAUGUGAUAUUGGUGCUGCUGUACAUGAGGUCUAUGAUUCUUACGAAAUUGAACUGGACGGCAAGACGUACGAUAUCAAGCCUAUUCGUAAUUUGAACGGCCAUACGAUUGAACCUUACAAGAUCCAUGGUGGUAAGUCCAUCCCCAUCAUCAGAGACUCUGGCGAUGAGACCAAGUUGGAGGAAGGCGAACAAUUAGCCAUCGAGACUUUCUGUUCUACGGGCCGUGGUUAUGUCGUUGAAGAUGGUGAAUGCUCUCAUUACGCUAGAUCCACUGAUUCUGGAUUUGUGCCUUUGCGUUUAGCCAGAGCCAAGAGUCUAUUGGCUACCAUCAACAAAUCGUUUGGUACGUUGCCUUUCUGUAGACGUUAUCUUGAUCGUCUCGGUGAAGAAAAGUAUUUGAUGGGUUUGAGAAAUCUCGUGGAUGCUGGUGUCGUUACUGCAUAUCCCCCUCUUGUGGAUACCAAGGGAAGUUACACUGCUCAAUUGGAGCAUACUUUGUUAUUAAGACCAACAUGUAAAGAAAUUGUAUCAAAGGGCGAUGAUUAUUAA
Messenger RNA from Mucor velutinosus, 1284 nucleotides. RefSeq lists its product as uncharacterized. The transcript has 2 exons. Gene Ontology annotation, cellular component: cytoplasm. Gene Ontology annotation, molecular function: metalloaminopeptidase activity. Lineage: Eukaryota; Fungi; Mucoromycota; Mucoromycetes; Mucorales; Mucoraceae. The coding region runs from base 1 to 1284 and encodes 427 amino acids. The record is from RefSeq and is a predicted model, not a curated record. Gene Ontology annotation, biological process: proteolysis.